Exophiala dermatitidis NIH/UT8656 is the source of this 798-nucleotide messenger RNA. RefSeq lists its product as uncharacterized. Bases 1 to 798 code for a protein of 265 amino acids. Gene Ontology annotation, cellular component: membrane; EMC complex. The record is from RefSeq and is a predicted model, not a curated record. The transcript is spliced from 2 exons. NCBI's taxonomy places the organism in Eukaryota, Fungi, Ascomycota, Eurotiomycetes, Chaetothyriales, Herpotrichiellaceae. Gene Ontology annotation, biological process: protein folding in endoplasmic reticulum.
AUGGCCGUGCAAGGGACAGAACAGGUGAUCAACAGAGAUCCCGCCUUGUUCUACUGGAUCCUGCUUCCUAUCACGAUUGUUAUGAUCCUUACUGGUGUGCUUCGCCAUUAUGCCACUGUCCUCCUUGCCAGCCCUCCUAAACCGCCCGCUACUCUCGUCGAGUCUCGUGAGCGACAAGCGCUACUUCGGGGAGUGAACUUGCGAAACAACGCCCCAGCGGCCAUAACCACCUCGUCAUUCAACGCGCGGAAAGAGUACCUCAUCGAUGCAUACAAGAAAGGCAUAUUCCUCAAGGGCGGAGCAGAGUCCCGAGGACAGGCGGCGCCAAAUCCAAUGUCUGACCCGGCCGCAAUGGAGGGGAUGAUGGGCAUGAUGAAGGGAAAUAUGGCCAUGAUGAUUCCACAGACCCUCAUUAUGUCUUGGAUCAAUGCCUUCUUUGCCGGCUUUGUCAUCCUGAAGUUGCCAUUUCCUCUCACCAUUCGGUUCAAGUCGAUGCUACAGUCCGGAGUCAUGACUCGAGAUCUAGAUGUCAGAUGGGUCUCGAGCUUGUCUUGGUACUUCCUAUGUUUGUUCGGCUUGCAGAGCGUGUUCAUUUUCAUCCUGGGGAAUGAGAACGCAGCCAGCCAGAUGGCCCAGCAAGUGGCUCAAAUGAAUCCUGGGGCCAACGCCAAUCCAUUCGGCCCUGGUCAAGAGCCCGACAAGAUGUUUCAAGCGGAAGCGGAGAAUUUGGAGGUACUCGAGCAUUGGAGUGUCCUAGAUGGUGCUGAAGAUAGGUUGUUACAGAUCUAUGCUAGCUAG